GCGACCCCAGACUUGAACCAGCCGAUGCUUUUCCUGUCAGAUCCUUUUUUUGGCCUUCGUGAAAAGUCAACUGCUUCUGAAUUUCUAGCCCUGAUCUCUUGAAUUGUUGGAUAUCUUUAGUUCUUCAGCUAAUUUGUCUUUGAUUCUGGAGACACCAUUUUGGCACCAAUGAUCACUGGGCAGCUGAGCAAGCCGCUGCUCUCCCUGCGAGGAGAGAUGGAAGGUGCAGAGCUGCACGAGGACGAGAGGGCUCCCAGUCCGGACAGCGAGACUAAUGAGGAACCUCUCCUGCUGCCUCCGGAUGCCGAAGACAAGCUGUAUGGUGGCAGAGGUGGUUCAGUCCAGUCAGAUGCAAGUAGUAGCCCCUCUGAGCAGGGCCACAUGUGUCAACCCCAUCCAGCAUACCCUGUUGGACCACAGUCUCUCCUGGUGGCACAGCAACUGGCCUCAGCUAUGAGCGGUGUGAUGUCGGGAGGUGCACCAAAUCUGAACCAGCCAAUCCUCAUCCCCUUUAAUGCAGGUGGGCACCUGGGUGGACAGCAGGGCCUGGUUCUCUCUUUGCCGACAGCAGCCAAUAUACAGGGACUGGUGGCUGCUGCAGCCGCUGGGGGCAUCAUGACUCUCCCUCUCCAGAACCUGCAAGCUACCUCAUCUCUCAACUCCCAACUCCAGCAUCUUCAGCAUCUCCAACAAAUACAACAGCACCACCACCAGCAGCAGCAGCAGCAGCAGCAGCAGCAGCAGCAACGAGAACGGGAACACAGAGAGCGAGAGCAACAGCGAGAACGAGAGCGAGAGCAACAUCGAGAGCGAGAGCAGCAGCGAGAACGUGAACGUGAACGAGAGCAACAAUGUGGGUCAGCACACCUCCAACCUCUCAAUCAGCUGCCAUCCCAUCAUCCACUGACUCCUCCAAUCAAGUUACCAGUCACUGGUUCUUUGACAGGCAACGCCUCCUCUUGUACUUCCUCCAGUCUCGGUUCAGUUCAUCCUUCACAAUCCCCACCUUCUCAUAAGCAGAACCAAUCACCAGCACACAGCCUACCCUCUCCAGUCACACCUCCUCUGCCACUGCAGCUCAAUCCCCUAGCCAGCCAGGCAGCAGUAGCAGCAGCGACGAUGGGCUCUAUUGCUGGAUCACAAGUGUUUGGAAACGCUGCUUUGCCGAGCCUGCAGGGAGUUACAGGCCAGCUUGUCACGAAUGCACAGGGACAGAUAAUUGGUACAAUCCCACUGAUGCCAAACUCUGCAGGACCUUCUAACCAAACUGGAGGCGGGACUUCAUCUCUCCAGGUCCAGCCAAUCACACCACAACUGCUGACCAAUGCACAAGGCCAGAUCAUUGCCACAGUGAUCGGGAAUCAGAUCCUGCCUGUCAUCAACACACAGGGAAUUACACUAUCACCAAUCAAACCUGGACAGCAGCUGUCCCAAGCUGCCCAGGCCCAGCCGCCUCCCCCUGUAUCACAGCCAGGCCUGCUAAGAAUGCCCCACAGCCAGAGUCCUCUGCGCCAAGCCUCUUCAUCUUCUUCAACUACUUCAUCGUCAUCUUCAGCACUCAGCGUGGGGCAGCUAGUUAGCAACCCACAUACUGCUCCAAGUGAAGUGGAUGGUGUGAAUCUGGAGGAGAUUCGAGAAUUUGCCAAAGCAUUUAAAAUCCGUCGUCUGUCUCUGGGUCUGACGCAAACUCAGGUGGGCCAGGCUCUAAGUGCCACAGAGGGGCCUGCCUACAGCCAAUCUGCCAUCUGCAGACACACCAUCCUGAGAAGCCACUUUUUCCUACCACAGGAAGCCCAAGAGAGCACUAUAGCUAGCAGUCUGACAGGCAAACUGAACCCUGGCCUUUUAUAUCCUGCCAGGUUUGAGAAGUUGGACAUCACGCCAAAAAGCGCCCAGAAGAUUAAGCCUGUGCUGGAGCGUUGGAUGGCUGAGGCAGAAGCCCGCCAUCGCUCGGGCAUGCAGAACCUGACCGAGUUUAUUGGCAGUGAGCCAUCGAAAAAGCGCAAGCGGCGGACGUCUUUCACGCCACAAGCCCUGGAGAUCCUUAACAGCCACUUCGAGAAGAACACACACCCCUCGGGCCAGGAAAUGACCGAGAUCGCUGAGAAACUGAACUACGACCGUGAGGUGGUGCGUGUCUGGUUCUGCAAUAAAAGGCAGGCGCUUAAAAACACAAUAAAGAGGCUGAAACAGCCAGAGCUAGGGUCUGUCGCACCAAUGGACCCUCUGGCUGACCCCUUGGAAGAACAACCAUAGAUCAGAUGGACUUGUGUGUGAAAAGCUGGACCUAUUUACCGAUAAUUCAAUCAAAUGAACACUAAACACCUGGACUUUUCUAACAUUGUACUGUGAUGGACCACCAAGGACAGAAAUGCUAAUAGGAGCAAAAUGACAUUGAGGUGAAAAGUCUAAAUGCUUACAAAUAUGGGGUCCUCUUUCAGGACCAAGCAGAGAAUUUACACUAAAGAUCACACUUAAGUCACGGACAGCUAUAAAUCUACUACAACCAAAGUCUGAUGUGUCUGAUACCUGACGGUUUUGUUUGUUUUGUUUUUUUUGUAAAUGUGUUCUAAAUUUUUACAUUUGUACUGACCCAAAAGGGAACAAACAAUAUAUGUCUUGGGGCAGUGGGGUGGAGGGAGGGUGUAACAUUAUCUUUGUCUCACUUGCUCACUUGGGUUUUUAUGUAAAUAUUAUGAUAAUUUUGUCUUCAAUUUUCAGACUCUUUGGAAACGUUGUCUCAGAGAAGACCACAUCAUAUACCCGUGGUCCUUUCUUUAGUCACCUCACUCCUGUUUGUAAAACUAUAAUUUGAAAGCUUUUUUUAUCUUCUUAAAGAAUGGGUUAUAUGUCAAAGGUGGUCGAUAUGGUAGAGCCCACACUGUUGCAGCUGUGACUGUCAGUAUGUCAUUGUAUUGCCAAAGCCUUCUAGCCAAAGAACAUCAUUCUUCAGCCCAAGGACAUGGGCUGUAGCCCUAGGAUAUACACGGGCAAAAACAUUACUUGUUUUUUCUUUUGCUGUGAUGAUAUUUUUCCAAUGUUUUGUCCCAGCAAUGGCUUCAGGUCUGCAUGAUUUGCAGCACACAACCAAUGAGUGGUAAAUUAAAUGAAAUAAUUUCUAAGAUGGAUCAUUUUCGUGCAUGUUUUUGUUAACUUUAGGGUUUGGUAGCUUUGUUGUAAAUUCACGUGUCAAACAAAAAAAGGGAUUUGGUAACAUACAAAACACCUAAAAGGAAGAACAUGUUAUCUCACAACAUUUUUCUAUAUAAUGGGGUUAUUUGUUUGAUUUUAUACAAAUGAAGUGGUGACCUAAUUGAACCA
Silurus meridionalis is the source of this 3321-nucleotide messenger RNA. It is a transcript of the gene pou6f2, whose product is annotated as POU class 6 homeobox 2. The transcript is spliced from 10 exons. The record is from RefSeq and is a predicted model, not a curated record. Gene Ontology annotation, molecular function: DNA-binding transcription factor activity, RNA polymerase II-specific; RNA polymerase II cis-regulatory region sequence-specific DNA binding. Lineage: Eukaryota; Metazoa; Chordata; Actinopteri; Siluriformes; Siluridae. The coding region runs from base 169 to 2256 and encodes 695 amino acids. Gene Ontology annotation, biological process: regulation of transcription by RNA polymerase II.